Molecule: messenger RNA, 1617 nt
Organism: Aspergillus ochraceoroseus IBT 24754
Lineage: Eukaryota; Fungi; Ascomycota; Eurotiomycetes; Eurotiales; Aspergillaceae
Product: nucleobase cation symporter-1 family protein
Exons: 3
Coding region: 1-1617 (538 amino acids)
Biological process (GO): transmembrane transport; nucleobase transport
Cellular component (GO): plasma membrane
Molecular function (GO): nucleobase transmembrane transporter activity
Source: RefSeq, a predicted model, not a curated record
AUGAGGUUCCGCCGUCCCCAGCUCCGUGUCCCCCAGUCCAAGUCGGCGUUCGCCGAUGGAAAUGCACGCUGGACCAAUCUUGAUCUGGACCCGGUCCCCCAGUCAGCGCGACUCUGGGGUCCCUUGAGUUUCAUCGCGUACUGGAUCUCUGAUGCCUUCAAUUCGGCGACAUGGCAGUUUGCUAGUAGUAUCAUCGCCGUCGGUCUGACCUGGAGGGAAUCCAUUGCCAUUGUCGCCGUCUCCUUCUUCAUCAUCUCCUUCGUGAUUUCCGCCAAUGGCGCUGUCGGGGCAAUUUACCAUGUUCCCUUCCCCGUGAUCGCUCGUGCGAGCUGGGGAUUCUGGGGUUCGUACAUUGCAAUCCUCUCACGCUCGAUUCUGGCAGUGUUCUGGUUCGCCAUUCAAAACGUCAAUGGGGGAAAUGCGGUGAAGGCGAUGAUCGGCGCCAUUUGGCCUAGUUUCUUGACUCUCAAGAAUCACAUCCCCGAGAGCCAGGGGAUCGAGACCAAUACCAUGAUCGCGUACUUGAUUUUCUUCAUUGUACAAUUUCCUUUUCUCUGCAUCCACCCUAACAAAGUGCGCUGGCUGUUUAUAGCCAAGUCAAUCAUCGUGCCCAUUGCCUGGAUUGCCAUCCUCAUCUGGGCGUUCGUGGCGGAGGGCGCUGGCCCGAUCUUCCAACAAAAGGCCACUGUCUCCGGUUCGCAAUAUAGCUGGCUGUUCCUGGCGAGCAUGACCUCGGUGCUAGGAAACUAUGCGACCCUCAGCGUGAACCAGUCUGACUUCUCACGAUACUCGCGCGUCACCCCGAAAUGGCAACUGCUAUAUGUCCCGAUGCUCCCCAUUGUCUUCACCUUUAUCUCCUUCAUCGGCAUCGUCGCCUCCUCCGCCGGCUGGUCCCGCUACGGCGGUGACAUCCCCUGGGACCCCAUCGAGCUGAUCAGCAACUGGUCUAGCCGCUCCUGCCGUUUCUUUGCCGCCUUCUCGUUCGCCCUGGCAUCCCUGGGUGUCAACAUCUCCGCGAACUCUAUCUCGGCCGCAAAUGAUCUCAUGGCCCUUUUCCCGACCUACGUCAACCUCCGCCGCGGCCAGAUCCUCUGCGGCCUGCUCUCCUGGGCCCUGGUCCCCUGGAAAAUUCUGGAAUCCGCCGGAAACUUCCUGAACUUCAUGUCCGCAUAUGCAGUCUUCCUCGGCCCCAUCGCCGCCAUCAUGCUCUGGGACUUCUGGCUCAUCAAGCAGCGCAAAUACGACACCUUGGCCCUCUACCAACCGCAAAACCCAAUCUACAGUUUUGCAGGCUGGCUGGUGAACUGGCGCGCGGUGGUUGCGUUCCUGGCUGGCGUGGCCCCGAGCUUACCGGGGCUGAUUAACUCUGUAAAUUCGGGCAUCCCUGUGGGGGUGGGUGUUCAUCCAUACCAGUUUGGGUGGAUUUUGGGGUUCGUCGGCACGAGUAUUGUGUAUGUGGGGUUGUCGAUGCUCUUCCCAGUGCCGGCGGCGAUGAUUGAAAGGCCGGUUCUGGCUGAUGAGAUUUAUGAUAUGCGGGAGGGGGCGGUAGACAGUGUGGCGCCGGAGUCGGCGGAGGAGAUUCGGGUGCAAAAUAAGGGAGAGAAGGAGUUUAUCUGA